Rhizophagus irregularis DAOM 181602=DAOM 197198 is the source of this 2041-nucleotide messenger RNA. RefSeq lists its product as uncharacterized. Lineage: Eukaryota; Fungi; Glomeromycota; Glomeromycetes; Glomerales; Glomeraceae. Gene Ontology annotation, molecular function: protein binding. The record is from RefSeq and is a predicted model, not a curated record.
AUUAUUUUAAAAUAAAGAAAAAAAGUCCUUAUUUUGCUAUUUCAAUUUGAAAUCUCCGAUUCCGAUUUCGUAUGUAUAUAAUCUAUGCAAAAAAGCCUAUUAUGUUACAAUCAUGCACUAAUAGAACUAACUGGCCAGUUAGGCACUUAGGCUGAACAACGUCCGGGAAUUAUCCUUAAUUGGAUAGAUCAGGUUAAAUUAAUCAAAUCAAAAACGCGUCUCUUUCAUUCACACACAAACCCUCUCUCACAGUCUCACUCUCUUUAACAUUUUUCUUUUUUUUUUUCAAAGAAAAAAUAAGAAAGAAAAAAAAUGUCAACUUAUAGUCACGCAAAAUAUUUAGUUAUAACAAAUAUAGAUAUAUUACCAAUUAUACUUUCAUAUGUUGAUAAAAAAUCACUUUUAUCAAGUUCAUUAGUAUCACAUUAUUUUAAUACAGUAUCUACCAAAAUUCUUUAUUCUAAAGUUAAUUUAAAAAAUGUUAAAAAUGUUGAUUCAUUCCUUCAUACUUUAGAUCGUACAACACAUUAUAAUUUAUAUAAUACUAUUCAUACAAAUGAAUAUCUUGUUAAUAAUAUUCAUAGUAUAACAAUGGAUAGUCCAAAUUUAGCGUACCUUUCAGGUGAGAAAUUAAGUAAAUGUAUUAGUGAAUGUAGAAAAUUAAAAGAAGUUAUAAUUGGAAAUUGUACUUUAAGUCAAAGUAUUAUUAUAUCUAUUACAUUAUUGGAAAAUUUAAAUAUAUUAAAAUUUAAAAGAUGUACUAUUAUUAAUAAUAAUUUACUUAAUUAUUUGAUAUCAGGUUUAUGUAAUGAUGAAAAUUUUAAUAUGGCAAAUAUUAUAAAAACAAUCACAUCAACUACAACAACAACUAUUAAUACUAUACCAACUCAAAAAAAUAAAUUAAAAAAUAUAAUAGCAAAAAAAGUUUUACAUACACGUAGUAGUAGUAGUGGUAGUAUUAAUAGUAAUACUAUUAGUAGUGAAAUUACAACGAUUCAAAAUAAUGAUGAUUCUAUUUAUUUAUCAAAAUUAACAAAAUUAACACAUUUAACUAUUGAUAUACAACCUUCAUGUCCACAACAAUUAAUAAUUUUAUUAAUACAACAAAAUAAAAAUUUAAAAUCUUUAGAUUUACUUUUUCAAGGUUUAGAUGAAUCAUUACUUAUAAUCACUCAAAUUUCUAAUAAUUUAGAAUAUUUAAAUAUUACUGAGAAUAAAAAUUUAUCCGAAAAAACUGUUUUUCAAUUAAUCAAAAAUUGUUUUUUCAAAUCUGAUAGUAUUGAUAAUGAUGAUGAUAAUAAUAAUAAUUAUUGUAGAUUAAAAAAAUUAACAAUAGAUUAUGGUCCUUUCUCAGAAAAAUUUUUAUUUUCAUUAUCAAACCUUUGUAAAACACAACGAAAAAUUUCAAUUACUCAACAACCUGAAGAACCUGAAACCGAUUAUCCUGGAGUUGAUUUAGUAUUUACUAAUGAUUCGUUAGAAAUAUUAUUGGAUAAUUGUAAAAACAUUGGUCAAAUAUUAAAUACUUUCUAUUUAAAUAUGGAUGUUGAUAAUAGUGACAUUAUUAAUCCUAAUAGAAUUGAAGAAUUAAUAUUGAAUAGAAUAAAUAUUUCUUCAGAUAAUUUAAACCUUAUUUGUGAAAAUUUUGAUUUUAAAAUAUUUAAAUUACAAAAUUUACUAAAAAGAGGGAAUAGGUUAACAAAAAGAAUUAUAUUAGAUAAUAUCAUAUUAUUAUCUAAUUUAGAAUAUUUAUUUGUUACUGAUGAUGAUGAUGAUGAUGAUAAGAAUAAUUUAGAACAAUUGAAUUAUAAUGAUUUUAAUGAACUGGCUCAAAAUUGUCCUAAUAUGGUUCAAAUUUAUUGGAAUCAUAAACAAUUUAUUGAUAAAUUUAAAAUUCCAUCAAAAUUCAUACAGGUGGUUGAUAAUAAUAUAUGGAAAAAUUUUUGAGAGUAGGAUAUACCUAUUUUUCUUCCUUUGUUUUUACUACCUUGAAUGAAACUAGAUUUUGAUCAGCUUGUAAAUAUUCAUCUUGUAUUAAACU